AUGUUACCCUUCGAAUCUUCAAGACCCUUUGCGGAUAGCCUCCCGUCCCGACAGCCGCAUUCUAUCCUGUAUACCUGCACACACAUUACCAUGCGCAAUCGGACCAUUUAG
This is a messenger RNA of Plenodomus lingam JN3, 111 nucleotides long. Lineage: Eukaryota; Fungi; Ascomycota; Dothideomycetes; Pleosporales; Leptosphaeriaceae. The record is from RefSeq and is a predicted model, not a curated record.